AUGGAUCACAGUUAUGCUGGUCCAGAAAGUUCAGAUGUGAAAAAUUCGGUAGACGGUCCACCAGAUACAGAUCAUAAUUAUUUUGGUGCAAAAGUUAAAUUAGAAAAAGACGCAGAUGAGAUGUCGGAAGACAGUGAAAUUUUCAGCGAUAACCUGACAGCCAAACAGAAAGUUGUGGAUCAGAAUCAAAACUCUGCUGUCCAAAGCGACCAAGAAAUGGAAACUGAUGAAACCAAGACACUUGAGUCAAGUGACGUCAAAGAUGGUGAUGAAGCUAAAGAUGAUUCUGGGGAUGAAACAGGGUUAAUUAUGGAUGUUGAUGAUAAUAGUUGUGAUAAAACUAAUAGUGGUGCUGUAGCUGAGGAUGAAGGGGGUGGAAAAUCAUCUCAGGCAGAAAGCUCUCAGAUUGACAGCUCACAAGCUGAAAGUUCUCAGAUUGACAGUUCCCAGAAUACCAACAAUAAUAACUCUAGUGUCCAUGGUGAUGAAGAAGAUGGUCUAGAAUCUCUUAUGAGUAACAUUUCUGAAUACACAAAAGAUCUUGAUAUGAACUUGUUACUCCGCCCCUUUAAAGAAGGUUGGAAAAGAGAAGUUGUGCAAAGAAAUGUAUUUGAGAAAUAUUCAGCUAGUGGUAGAAAGAAGAGUAAACCAGUUGAUAUUUAUUAUUUUACACCAGAGGGAAGAAAAUUGAGGUCAAUGAUACAGAUAAAUGAUUAUUUAAAUAAAUCUUCAUCAGUCAAGUUGCCAGCUACAUGUUUCUGUUUCAUGAGAAAACCUAUUUAUAGAGAACCAUUCGAGAUAGUGAGAUCAGCUGGAAAGUCACGAAGAAGUUAUGACAGUCCAGCUAGUGUCAGUCCAAUAAAGAGAGGACGUCCUGGCAAAGGAAAUAAAAUGAGUCCAAAACCAACACUUAAACCUAAUAAGACUAAAUCAUCUAUACCAGAACCAGAAGUGGUUAUUGAAAGAGAUGAGGAUGAGUUUAGUAUGACGCCAUAUUUGAAUAUGGCUAUUGAAGCAGCAGCUAGUAGAAAGCGUUCUCUCGAUGACGUUACUACCCCAGCUCCACCUGUUAAAAAGAAGGCGACAGCUAGAAAGAGUACCACUCCACGACCACCAAGUCUUCAACCAAAAACAGCUGUUACAUUACCUGCCCAUCUAGAAAGAUCUGAAGGUCAACUAUGUACUAUUAACUGUCCUGGACUAGAGGGUCAGCCCCCAGAGUUGACCUGUAGUCAAUGUAUGUGUUUAUUUCAUCCUAAAUGUGUCAAUGCUGAAAGUGAUGUGACAUCAGCUAAUUUUAAAUGUCAUAGAUGCAGAUUGCUUCCCAAUGGUACCUGCAACAGUAUACCAGUUGCUUCCAAUAAAACAACAUCAUAUACCAUGGUAUUUCCGAAACCGCCCACUCCUAAACUUAGUCAAACUAUGAAUUCCACAUUACGCACCUAUUUAGAUAGUAAAUCACCCCAAAUGACUCAAAGUACCGGUAAUUCUAUUUUACCGUUAGAAAUUCCCCCCCUUCCACCAUUAAAAAUGGCCACUUCUUCCAUGAUACCUAGAAGUACAUUACCAUUGUUAAAACCUUCUCCUGGCAUAUCUUUGGUGCCUCCUAAGUUAAUAGCAGCUCCAGGAACUAUUCCUAUGAGAACAAUAGCGCCGCACGGUGUUAUUUCUCCUCCAAAGCCUCAACUAGGCCUCACCCCACAAACUCCAGUCAUUGUGCAGAAACCAUCAAAGGAGACGCCAGUGAAUGCUCAGUUAUUAACGUUACCCACAGCAGUGACCAAACGCUUGAAUCUCAACCAACCUUUAGCUUUAAAGAUCAACAAUGUACAUAUAGUAGUGCCUCCCAACUGUGUGAUAAAUUCAAAGGAAGGACUUAAAGUUGUGUUGCCCCCAAAUACAUUUGGUCUACCUACAGACCCUCAAACGAAAUUGAACGUGACUGUUUCGAACAAUAGUGGAGGUGUGGAAGGGUUUAAGCCAGUUUCAGACACUUCUUCAAGUGAUAGUGCAAGUGUUAGCGUUAAUGGUAGUGCAAAUAGUGUGAAUGGUAGUGCAAAUAGUGUUAAUACUGUGACAAGUGUUUCUGGUGAUAAUAAAAAUAGUGUUAAUGAUAUAUCUAGUGAAGUCAGUGUUAAUAAAAUGAAACUAAGUAAUAAAAGGAAGUGUGUGGAAGGGAUUAAUCCUGCUAGUUGUUAUAUUAAGAGUUUAUAUGGUGGUUAUGAUUGUAUGUUAUUAAUAUUUAGAUAUCUUUCUACUCGCGAUUUAUUACGUGUUGGUCAAGUUUGUAAAACCUGGCACAAUAUAUCACAGCAUUUAUCUUUGUGGCGAGUUAUACGACUAAAAGAUAUCAAGAUCCCAGACUGGAAAAUAGCUUGUAAAUUUAUACGUAAAGUUGGUGUACAAAGACUGAGUUUAAAAGGUUUACAUCAUUAUGAUGACAGAAACAGAACCUGGCAUCAAUUGAUGGCUAAUUUAUAUAAUCUUGUUGCUCUACAAGAAAUAACUUUUGGUCUGGUGCCAGCCACAGUUUUACAUUCUGUUUGUGAGAAGUUACAGAGUUUACAAGUUUUCUCAGCUGAAUUCAUCUCUGAUAGUAAUACAGAACAAAUGUGGAACACGCCAACAAAGAUAGAUAUUGGUAAGCUGAGUAAAUUAGAAUAUUUACAGGAAUUACGAUUACGUGGUUUAGGUGGACUUGUUUUACCAAAUACUUCCAUUAGUGGUUCUUUAUCAAAUUUAACACAGUUAAAACAACUUAAAAUAUUGUCUCUAACCUCUUUAAGGUCAUUUGAAGAUAGCGAUUUUACCUUUCUUAGUGAGUUAAAGAACCUUACUACAUUAGAAAUAGGUGAUUGUUCACCAUGGAAAAAGGCAUAUGAAUCAUUAGGUCAAUUGGUCAGUUUAAAAAGAUUAAGAUUAGAAUGUGGUGGAGAUUUUGAUAAUACAACAUUAGCUGAUUCAUUAUCUAAAUUACAGAGUUUAGAAGAACUAGAACUAGUCAUGUUUAUAGUACCUAAUAACCUUGCUGAAAGAAUGCAUCAUCUUCAAAAAUUAUACCGAUUUGUUAUCUGGCCUUAUAUUGAGGGAAGAGAUGAAGACUCUAGUUUAGCACAACUUAAUACCAACACUUUAAACAGUAUAUCUAAAUUAUGUAAACUGUUGUAUUUAGAAUGGGGUAUAGUCCUUACUAAUGAUUCAAGUUCACCAUCCAAAAUAGUGGACAGUUUAAAAUUUCAACCAGGACGAUUCGACAGCAAUAGCGUCUCCAUUCAGGAAUUGACUGAAACACUUUGUUCUAUUAUGCCUGAUACUGAAAAGAUUCGCGUCUUUAGAACCCAGCCUCUGAAUCAUACAAAAUGUAAGAAUAAAGAUUCCUGA
Molecule: messenger RNA, 3381 nt
Organism: Lottia gigantea (owl limpet)
Lineage: Eukaryota; Metazoa; Mollusca; Gastropoda; Lottiidae
Exons: 15
Coding region: 1-3381 (1126 amino acids)
Molecular function (GO): protein binding; DNA binding
Source: RefSeq, a predicted model, not a curated record